GAAUCUCGCGUACAAAUACCAGUCUCGCAUCAGGGGUCACGCUAUGAUGAAUGCCCUUAUCGGAUUGUUGUUGUGCUUAGCGGCCGCGUCUGCGGUGCCGUUAAAAAAAAUAAAUGUUCCUGCUGGAAAAGAAAUAAUUUACAAUUACUAUGCUGACGUGAAAGCUGGAAUUAUCGAACCGGAACAAUAUGCUUCCCAAUUUGGUCUCGCUGGAGAACUUCAUAUAAGGGAUUCCUUGUUAACGCCAUUAAGCAAGAGUGAAGUUGAUUCAAACGUAGAAAGUCAUUAUUACGUUAAAUUAAAUAACGUGAAAUAUGGCUUAUUCAAUGGUAGAGUUUCGCAUUCUCAAUCAAUCCAAGUGGAUCAAAAUAUUGAUGAAGAGGCACAGCAAAUCGAAAAUCCGUUUGUGAUAGUUUAUCACAAUGGCAAACUUCAAGGUAUUAAAGUGCCGAAAACAGAGAGUCUUUGGUCAAAGAAUAUAAAAAUGGGUAUUGCCUCGAUGCUGCAACUGGAUUUAGAUCACAUUCAACUACAACAUCCGAUAAAGCCGCACGCUUUCGUCACGCAAGAGAAAACCAUUCACGGUAUCUGCGAAGUCGCCUACAAUGUCCAUCCGAAGGAUCAGAAACAUCCGGAGGAAAGCAAUGUCUUCGUGGUUACGAAGAUGCACGAUUUGAAGAACUGCAGCAACUUUGUCCAGCGUGUCUUCGACGUUGUCGAAUGCCAGAAAUGUCACGUAAAAUCUGAGGACGAUAUGACAACUGCCGCAAGAAGAGUUUUCCACAUCGAACAACACGAGGAAGGAGAGCUCGUCAUCAAACAUCUGGUUGCUCACUCGGUUAUCAAUUACUUCCCCUAUGAAGCUCGAUCUGAAGCUCAUUACCUAUUGACAAACACUACUCUAGAUCUGAAGUCUGUGGUGCCAGUGUUAGAGCCUGUGCCGGAAGCCGUAAACUUCCAAGAUAUACCUAUUAUUCGCAACGUCACUUACAACAAGCCCGUGGGUAAUUACGCACUUCAUGCCGCAGAAGAUCUCACUCAUGGUCGACAUAUGGUCAAAUUGGACGAAAUUAUUCCUAAACUUAAGAAGAUGUUGCUCGAAGCUGCCGAUUAUCUUGAAGAAAAUCACAUGAAGCACGACGAACCCGACUGGAAACACGGACAAACCAUCAACAGAAUACAAGAAAUCAUGAGCUAUAUGGAUCUAGGUUCGCUCGAGCAAGUUUACAACGCUAUUAAAAAUCCGAAGACACCUACGGAAGUCACGAUGAAGAACAUCUUUCUGAAAAUGGUUCCAACCGCGGGCACAACCGCUGCUUGCCAUUUCACGCGAAAUGUCAUUCGCAAACACAAGGAAAACAAUGUGACCGUUAUCUCGAUGCUAACGAAAUUACCUAUGCACGUCAAAGUACCGAGCGAGAGAUUGCUUCUCGAAAUGGAAGAUCUGUUAAAGUUCAACGAUGUGCCAGCUGAAGUCAAGAAGGCCAGCAUCCUCUGCUUCUCCAUUUUAGUUCGCAAAACAUUCUUGCAUCAUCAAGGCUCUCAUUCUCUUCUUGACAGAUACAUUCAUUACUUCUCUGAACAUGUCAAGAACGAGCCAACGUAUCAGAUGAAAGUAGUAUAUUUGAUGGCAAUGAAGAACGUUCAAGUAGGCAAUAUCGAAAAAUUGUUGGAGCCAAUCAUCCGUGGAGAAGUUCAAAUAUCUGAGAAUCCGUACGCUAUUCGCGCUCAGGCAAUAUGGGCCGUCAAAGAAGCGAUCGCCGAUAAAGUCGAGUAUACUCACGAUCUGCUGUGGCCGAUUCUUUCUGACGUCUCCAACCCAUUGCCUAUCAGAAUCAUCGCUUACGAAGUUCUGAUGAGCCAGAUGCCAAACUUGCAGCGACUUAUGAACAUCUACUGGUUCAUGGUAUACGAAAAGAACAACCAUCUAUACAAUUAUCAUCUGACUACUCUGAAAGGUCUCGCCAAUUCCGUGGAUCCUUGUCUUGAACCGGUUCGUGAAAUGGCCAGAAAGGUCUUGAGCUUCACGAGAAUCAGACCGGUGACAACUCAGCUUUCGUUUACACAAUUUGUCGAAUACACAGAUCCCACUUACGAACAUGGCGAAUCCUUGAAACUCUCUUGGGUUUUGAAUUCACUGACCGGUACGCCAGAAGGUGGAUAUAUCGAGUAUCACUCAUCCGUUGCUCGUAAACCUGUCAACGUGCUCGGUGUCUACUGGCAUGUAUAUGGUGUGGAUGAGGCCAUAAAUCUAGUCAAAAAAGAAUUGUUCGGCAGUUCUGUUGUAAAUCUCAGUCACAAAAAAGUGCAGAAUAUUUUGGUUCAUGCCGCUAAAGACAUGCCUGCGCAGAAAUCUGUUCAGGUUGACAUUCGCAUUACACUAAACGAUCAUGUGAUCAUUGCCAAUCACUACGAUAAGGAUAACUUCGUGAAUGUGAUACACGACGUGAUGCAAGACGUGCUGAAUAUAAAGCAAACAAUGUUUGGUAACUACCAAGAAGUCAUGUACUCCAAUCUCUAUGAGAUGCAGGUGCCCACCGACAUAGGUAUGCAAGCGGUUCUCGGCACCAAGAUACCUCAAUUGUGGUCGGUUAAGUUCAACGAGAUCGUCACCGACGUUAAGAAACCAUCUGUGAACGUUAACGUCGCACUUGACACUCGCGUAUGGAAACACGGUGGAUACGUCAUGUCGAUCUACAAUCCCAUCGUCGACGUUUGGCACUCGAUUCGCCGGUCCGUCACUGAGGACGUCGCGUUACCAAUAGAGAUGAACUUUAGCUACAAUCAUGACACGAAGAGUCUUAAGAUCAGCGUGCCGAGGUUACCAAUGAACAAACUAUCGCAUAUUGGUGUGCGACACUUUGCGAAGAACUUAGUGACCGUUGAGCACGAUGAGAAAAACCAUCUCUUUUGUUGUCAUCACUAUACGGUCGUCACUACCGGCAAUAAGAAGGCAUAUCGCUAUGUCAUGAAUGUGAAGGAUGUAGGUCUUGAAUACGUGACAACGAUCUACGAUUGCGAGAACGGAAUCACGCCAGAAAGUGACAAAGUGGAAUGGCAACGUGAUCUUUCUCCGGAACACAAGACCGCUUGGGAUUCAAUGAUCGUACGGUACCUCAUGGGUAUCCGUCAGAAAUGGAUCAACGACUUCAUCUCGCCGCAAAAAGGCAGCUGCGGAAGGCUCGAAAGAAUACAACCUAGUGUUGUUUAUCCUUCAUCGCAAGUCGAUCUGACCUUACGAGCCAAUGUGGAAGAUGUCGAACACGUUCACAAGAAGAUGUCGAAAUUUAGCAGCACGAAGAUCAAUAUUCGCGGUACUCUCGACGUCAAAGCAGCUUCUACAAACGAGUCCGUGCUUUCGUGGGACAUGAAUGUGAACGCCGACAUGUCACAGGGGCACGUAGUCAACAAUGUCAAGGUUCAAAUGACGAGAGUGACACCAGGGGAAAAAAAUUUGAAGAUCUGCGUAGAAGCUCAGAAAAACUAUCCGGUCAUUGAAACGGACCCACUGAAAGUCGACAUCACGAAGCAGGAGACCAACGGAAAAUUGACUAUCAACGCAGGAUUCACGGAUGACGAUAAAUGCGUCCACGACGAAAUGUCGAUCUCGAUUAUCGUUAAGGGUGAGAUGACAGAGGAUCAGAAAAAGCAAAUAGCGCACGAUAAUGUGCACGGUGCUUGUGUUAAAGACAUUCAGAACCCGCAAUUCCAAACUACACAGAAUCACGUUGCCAAAACGAAGAAUUGCUUCGAAGAAGUUAUAAAAUACUCAACUCUAAAGAAGUACACCAUCAACGCAUCGUACAAGAAGGUGCCUAUACAAGUACUCUCGAAAGUUGCUUGGAUCGAAGAUCAGCUUCGCGCGUUAUACUUGCCGCAUAUAAAAUAUACUUCAAAUCGUGCUCAAAGCAGUAACGCGCAAGUCGUAGUUGAGUAUGCUUCCGAUAUGAGCCACAUUAACGCAUCCGUUGUCACUCCCGUUAACGGAUACGAGUAUGUUCGAAUUCCUCUGCAUGACCAAGUCUUAGAGGGUAUGGUAAUGGGUGAGCCAGUGUCGCAUCCACAAUGGCACUUCGUUAUGGACAAUACCCACUUUUCCAUAGGCAUGAUGAACAAAGUGAUACAAGGCCAAUAUAAAGUGUGCACUGUCUACCCGGAAGUCUGGAUCAGCUUCGACGACGAUGUGAGAUCACACGACGUGUUCGAUAAAUGGACGCUCGUAUCCGGCAACUAUAUUGACCAGACGUAUGCCGUUUUCGUGAAAUCCGUGGAAGGCGACAAACUUGGUGUGAAGAUGUAUAUUGGCGGUCAUGAGUUAGAGAUCGUGCCAUGUAAUUCGAGUAUCACCGUGAUCGUUGACGAUAACAACGUAGUCGGACAUGAGAAUGGAGUUAUGGUGCCGAACGACGAUCCGAAUUCUUACGCGAUGAAACUCACUGAGAACAACGAACAUCUUGUGGUUCAGUCUCAACAAGUACCAGUGAUGAUGAUGUGGACCCCUAGCACCGUGACCGUGGUGACGACCAAUGCUCUGCAAGGUCACGUGACAGGAAUAUGCGGACAUAUGGACGAAACGCAUAAAGAGAAACCUCCUCAGAUUUACAGUGUUUCGAAUCUUUAACUUCUAAUAUAUAUAUUUCAAUACA
Molecule: messenger RNA, 4646 nt
Organism: Pseudomyrmex gracilis
Lineage: Eukaryota; Metazoa; Arthropoda; Insecta; Hymenoptera; Formicidae
Gene: Vhdl
Product: vitellogenin-4-like
Exons: 16
Coding region: 44-4621 (1525 amino acids)
Biological process (GO): lipid transport
Molecular function (GO): lipid carrier activity
Source: RefSeq, a predicted model, not a curated record